Magallana angulata is the source of this 4884-nucleotide messenger RNA. Its product is annotated as CD109 antigen-like. The record is from RefSeq and is a predicted model, not a curated record. Gene Ontology annotation, molecular function: endopeptidase inhibitor activity. The coding region runs from base 157 to 4644 and encodes 1495 amino acids. NCBI's taxonomy places the organism in Eukaryota, Metazoa, Mollusca, Bivalvia, Ostreida, Ostreidae. The transcript is spliced from 37 exons. Gene Ontology annotation, cellular component: extracellular region.
ACUCUGUUUGAUAAGCAAAAACAAAAUCAGUACUAGACGGUGGCAAAUAUGCAGUAGAGACAAACAUUUAGACUAGAGUUAUAUACAGUUUAUAUUAGUCGUGAACUUCAUUCAUAUAUAGAGAUUGGACUUAGAUUUAUAUAUAUAUUUAUCGAUAUGGAGGGACUCCGAGUCUCCUUAUUUCUCCUAUUGUCUGUGAUAUCAUGUUCCCUUGCCAAGAAUUCCUAUGUUGUAAUGUUCCCAAAGACGAUACGGCCUAACCUGGACACAAACGUUAAUGUCCAGCUCCUGAACCCCGCCCCUGGCCUUGACACCACCGUGGUGGUCAGCCUACUGGACGAGAACAACGCCACCCUCGUAUCCGAGAUGAAGACUACAGAUCCAUUGAGUCCAACAACACUAUCCAUACCCCUGAAGAUGCCAGCCACUUUGACCCCUGGUCUCAAAUACGCCAUCAAAGUGCAGGGUGAGGGAGGUGUGACCUUCAGUAACUACACGACAGUCGAUUUUAACCCCAAGUACUCCUCUAUCAUGAUACAGACAGACAAGGCCAUCUACAAACCCGGCCAGACAAUCCAUUUCCGUGUCUUUGGGAUGUACCCCGACUUAACCCUCGUAAACGACAACAUUGAUGUCGAAAUCUACGAUCCCAUGGGUAACAAAAUUGGCCAAUGGAAGAACAAAGUUCCCGACAAUGGGGUUUUUACCGAUAGUCUCGUUAUGUCUGACCAUCCUUUGCUCGGUGAAUGGAAAAUCAAGGCAAUUCAAGGGAAUGAAGCCUAUACAAAGACAGUUACAGUGGAUGAAUAUGUCUUACCGAAAUUUGACGUAACUUUGGAACUUCCUCCUUACGGGCUCAGUAACAGAAACUUAACGGGAAUUAAAGUGGUUUCUAAGUACACGUUUGGAAAGCCCGUGAAGGGAGUGGUAGACAUCCGAAUCCGCCCACCUUACCUCAGUCAGAGCCCAUGGUCCAUUGAGAACAGAAAGAAACAGGGACUUAUUGACCAGAUAUCCCACAGUGCACCUAUAAAUGGUGAGUACAAAUUUGAUGUGGAAAACUCCAAACUGAAGAGCCUGGAUAAAUGGCUGGACUACAGCGAGCUCCUGUUUGAGGUGAAUGUAACGGAAGCGAUCACGGGACUGCGACAGAACGCCACGGGAACUGUCCGCUUCUAUCCAUUUGAGAACAAGGUGGAGUUCCUCCAAUCUCUGCCCAAGUCAUUCAAGCCGGGUCUCCAAUACAAAGUUCUGGGUAGAGUAACUCGUCAAGACGAUUCCCCGAUAUCCCUGCCCACAGCUUCCCGGGUCAGGCUGACGGUGACCCACACACUCCCCCUUCCCUCAACCACAACCUCCACCACGACCACCACUGAAAUCCCACCCCCACCAGAAAUGGGAGGGUUGAGACUUAUCGAUGAACCUAUGAUCAUACCGGGGGGAAGACGAAUGUGGCAGCCGACCACGAAAGAUGAAAAACUGGAACCCGUUUUUCUGGACGUCAAUGCCGAUGGAAUUUUUGAAUAUGAAAUGACAAUACCGGAGAAUGUUAUUCGGGCAUCAGUGGAUGCACAAUACGAGAAGAGUUCUUCUUAUCUCAGUCUGAAUCCAAGUAAAUCUCCUAGCGAUAGCUUUAUGCAAGUAUCUUUGCUGAACCCUGACGUAAAACCCACGACUGGAUUAACUUCAAACUUUGAAAUCAAGACCACAGAAUCUACCCCCACAGUGUACUAUCAGGUUAUCUCAAAAGGUCAAGUCGUUUCAUCGGGCGAAGUUGACAUGACCUCCAGAGUUCAGACUUUCCCGUUACCUAUAACAACGGAAAUGGCGCCCAAGGCCCGCCUGAUCGUCCAUUACGUCAGAGAUGACGGAGAAAUUGUCACCGAUGCAUUGACCUUUAAUAUCGAUGGAACAUUCAAAAAUAAAGUGGACAUCAACUUUGACGUUCAGGAGACCCGGCCCGGCAAAGAGGUUGUGGUGUCGGUAAAAGCAGACCCAGAUUCCACGGUCCAUUUGCUGGCUGUCGACAAAAGUGUCCUCAUAUUAAGAAACGACAAUGACAUCAAAGAAAGCAGGGUAACUGAUGAACUCAAUACCUAUGACACGGACGGCGGUUUUGGCGGAUUUCAGCCUUUUGGUUGGUGGUGGCCGAGGCCUUCCGGAGGAGAGGACGCUGAUGACGUGUUCCGAAACAAUGGUAUGGUGGUUUUGACGGAUGCCCUUGUGUAUAACUACGAAGAACCAUUGAUGACGGUAUACCAUACAGAAUAUAAGUGGAAUCCCAGUAUUUUUAAAACUCUGGUACAGACUUUAGUCGAUGAUGGAGGGACUCGACCCCCCGCUACUACCACGGUCUCGCACCCUCACACCUCCACCACCGCUCGUCCUGAUACUCCGCCCCCUGUCCCUUUAAGAACCCGUGUACUCUUCCCCGAAACCUGGCUGUGGACCAAUAAAACUACAGGAGCUGACGGAAUGACCUCCUUCAGUGUCCCCGUCCCUGACACGAUCACGACCUGGGUCGCCUCAGCGUUUGCCGUAAACCCUGCGUCAGGGCUAGGACUGACCCCAAGUCCUGCAAAUCUUAAAGUUUUCCAGCCGUUUUUUGUGAGUCUUACCAUGCCCUAUGCCGUGACACGAGGCGAGUUGGUUGUACUACAGGCCAACGUCUUCAACUAUUUGGACAGAGAUGUCAGGGUCCUUGUUAUUAUCGAUAAAAACGAAUCCUUCAAGAACCUGGUCACCUACAUCCAAGACAACCAGGUCAAAAAGGGCAGAUUCUCCGCCAGAGUCGGGCGUACAUUUAAUAUGACGGCCGGAGAGAUCUACCCAGUGUACUUCCCCAUCAUCCCCACGGAGACCGGGGACCUGAAGAUCAACAUCACCGUCAUCUCCACGGGGCCUAGUGACGCCGUCAUCCGUUACCUGAAAGUUGAGCCGGAAGGUGUAGAGAAAGAAUUUAACAACCCUGUUUUGAUAAAUACUGGCACCCUUGGGACUUUCACACAAGACGUGGAGCUGUCUUUCCCGCCAAACACUGUGGCCGGAUCCAGACGUGUCCGGGCUUCUGUCAUUGGUGAUGUAAUGGGUCCCUCUAUCAGUGGAUUAGAUUCCCUGCUAAAGAUGCCAUACGGAUGCGGUGAACAGAACAUGCUGAACUUUGCUCCAAACAUCUUUGUUCAGAAGUAUCUUACUAUUACAAAUAACCUUACACCGGAUCUUGAGAAGAAAGCUAGAGAGUACAUGAUUAAAGGUUACCAGCGGGAAAUGACAUAUUCCCAUGACGACGGGUCUUACAGUGCCUUUGGUAAAAGUGACAAGUCCGGAACUACAUGGUUGACGGCUUUUGUGGUCAAGUCUUUCUCCCAGGCCUCUGAUUUCAUCACCAUCGACGAGAACGUCGUCCAAAAAGCUGUCACGUGGCUUGUCUCUCAGCAGAACGAGAACGGAACAUUCCGGGAACCGGGCAGGGUUCUACACAAGGAAAUGCAGGGUGGUUCAGCGAGCGGAGAGAGGGCCCUUGCUGCGUUUGUCCUGAUUGCUCUCAAGGAGGCGGAGGUCAUUCCAGGGGUGUCUGAGUUGACUGGUCGAGCAAUACAGAAGACAAGAACUUACUUGGAGAAUGACAUCGAUUUGUUGGAGGACAUGUAUGAGCUGGCCCUCGUAGGGUAUGCCUUGCAGAUUACCAACAGCCCGAGGGUCGCUGAAGUGAUGAACAAGUUGGAUGCCAAGGCUACCAUGAAAGAUGGAACAAAAUAUUGGACCAAACCGGAGACUGGCAUUCAAUGGAAAGGAUGGGCUCCACCCAAAGACCAGGCAAAGGCUGUUGAUAUCGAAACAACGGCUUAUGCUCUGCUCAGUCUGGGAGUUCAGAAGGAUCUGGAAGGAGGCCUCCCUGUUCUAAAGUGGGUGACCUCCCAGCGGAAUCCAGAAGGAGGGUUCUCUUCAACACAGGAUACAAUCAUCGCUCUCCAGUCAUUAGCGGAGUUUGCCACAAUGGUCUACAGUCCCAACUUUAACAUGAAAGUCCGUCUGACUAGUAAGACCCCCGGGGUAUUCUUCCAGCAGGACUUCACUGUGGACGCAAACAAUGCGCUAGUCCUUCAGACAGUGGACGUUCCUGUGGACGUGAAACUUCUGAACAUCCAAGCAGAGGGCUCCGGCAUAGCAUUGGCAGAGAUAUCGACAUAUUUCAAUACUGACGAGGAGAUUGAGGUUUCAUCCUUUGAUGUGAAUGUGACUCUUUUUGACGAGACCACCAAAGGUUUCACAGUCAAAGUCUGCGGCCGAUGGCUGAAGGAAGGCAAUUCCGGAAUGGCCAUGAUGGAUAUCGGAAUACCCUCGGGAAUGACCCCCGACAUGGAGACACUCGAUACUUCUAAGGCACCCAUGUACAAACGUAGUGAGAUGGGAUACAGGAAACUUUCUCUAUAUUUUGAUGAGUUUGACAAACAGGUUCAGUGUGCCUCCAUAUACAUGGCCAACACAGACAAAGUCGCGGAGAAGCAGCCUUCUGUCAUCAGGCUCUAUGAUUAUUACGAGCCCAAAAACCAGGCGACCACCUUCUACACGUCCAAGGUUUUGGCGGACUCCGGUGUGUGUGAUGUAUGUGGGUCCGAGUGUUUCUGCUCCGCCAAGCCUUAACACCUAAAGCUUCGUUGAUGCAGUUGAGAUGAUGGUGCUGUAUGAGACACUUUUCAUAUAAAUAUAUUUUCUGUCGCUUUGUGGUGGCGCUAAUAAACUGAAGACCAUCAUGGGCGGGAGCUAAGUUCUCUACAAAUUGAUGAAUAAUAUUGUAUGUGGAGUAUACAUCUCGGUCGUCUUGUAAAUACGUAUAUGUAUAAAGUGAUCAGUUCAAAUUAUUAAUAAACUUAUUUUUGUAAA